Messenger RNA from Mandrillus leucophaeus (drill), 1585 nucleotides. It is a transcript of the gene CREG1, whose product is annotated as cellular repressor of E1A-stimulated genes 1. NCBI's taxonomy places the organism in Eukaryota, Metazoa, Chordata, Mammalia, Primates, Cercopithecidae. The record is from RefSeq and is a predicted model, not a curated record. The transcript has 3 exons. The coding region runs from base 31 to 315 and encodes 94 amino acids.
CUACAGGAGAAUCCGUAUGCUACACUGACCAUGACUUUGGCACAGACCAACUUCUGCAAGAAACAUGGAUUUGAUCCACAAAGUCCCCUUUGUGCUCACAUAAUACUGUCAGGAACUGUGACCAAGGUGAAUGAAACAGAAAUGGAUAUUGCAAAGCAUUCGUUAUUCAUUCGACACCCUGAGAUGAAAACCUGGCCUUCCAGCCAUAAUUGGUUCUUUGCUAAGUUGAAUAUAACCAAUAUCUGGGUCCUGGACUACUUUGGUGGACCAAAAAUCGUGACACCGGAAGAAUAUUAUAAUGUCACAGUUCAGUGAAGCAGACUGUGACGAAUUUAGCAACACUUAUGAAGUUUCUUAAAGUGGCUCAUACACACUUAAAGGGCUUAAUGUUUCUCUGGAAAGCAUCUCAGAAUGUUAGCCUGUUUUCUGUCACAUGCUGGUUUGUUUGCUUGCUUGUUUACGAAUAGAGUUGACCUGUUACUGGAUUUCUUGGAAGAUGUGGUUGCUACUUUUUUCAUAUUUUGAAGCCAUUUUCAUAGAGAAAUAUCCUUCACUAUAAUCAAAUAAGUUUUGUCCCAUCAAUUCCAAAGAUGUUUCCAGUGGUGCUCUUGAAGAGGAGUGAGUACCAGAUUUAAAUUGCCCAUUGGCAUUGAAGGUACUUGAGUAUGUGUUCUUUAUUUCUGGAAGCCACUGUGCUGGGUAGAGUGCGUCACUCACCACAGCUGCCUCCUGAGCUGUCUGAGCCUCGUGCAAAAGAUUGGCCCCCAUUAUGGUGCGCCUGAAUAAAUCUUGCCUAGAUAGACAGACAAUGAUGAAACUCAAAUGGAGCUUCCUACUCACGUUGAUUUAUGUCUCACAAUCCUGGGUAUUGUUAAUCCAACAUAGAGUGAAACUAUUUCUGAUAAAGAACUUUUUGAAAAACUUUUUACACUCUAAAGUGAUACUCAGAACAAAAGAAAGUCAUGAAACUCCUGAAUUUAAUUUCCCUACCUAAGUCGAGACUGUAUUAUCAAAACACAUGUGCACACAGAUUACUUUUUGGCCCCAAAACUGGAUUACAAAAGAAAGAGAAGAGUAUUUUGUGUGUUACUGGUAUUCUUUUAUAAGUAAAGUUUACCCAGCAUGGACCAGCUUCAACCAGGGACAAAAUCCCCUCCCAAACCACUCUCCACAGCUUUUUUAAAAUACUGCUACUCUUAACAAUUACCUAAACCUUCCUCAACUGCUCCAAAUCUCUUAAUAGCUUCUAGUGCUACUACGAUCUAAGGUCACCAGAGGGAAGAGAACAUGGCAUUAAAAGAAUCACAUCUUCAGAAGAGAAGACACUAAUAUUAUUACCCAUAUACAUGAUUUCAGAAGAUGACAUAAGAUUCCUCUUAAAGAGGAAAUGUCAGGAAUCAAGCCACUGAAUCCUUAAAUGACAAAGAGAAAAGUUGAAUAUGAGUCAUUGUGUCUGAAAACUACAAAGUGAACUUAACUGAGAUCCAGCAAACAGGUUCUGUUUAAGAAAAAUAAUUUAUACUAACUUCAGUAAAAUGGACUUCUUAUUCAAAGCAUCAAUAAUUAAAAGAAUUAUUUUAAUGAA